Messenger RNA from Rhizopus microsporus ATCC 52813, 556 nucleotides. RefSeq lists its product as uncharacterized. Bases 25 to 489 code for a protein of 154 amino acids. The record is from RefSeq and is a predicted model, not a curated record. The transcript has a single exon. Lineage: Eukaryota; Fungi; Mucoromycota; Mucoromycetes; Mucorales; Rhizopodaceae.
UGUUCUUCAAGACUUCUCGUCAUCAUGUACAUCGGAUCACUCGCUCUUGCUCUCGGUCUCGUUGCCCAGUCUACUGCCGCGGUGAUAAACCCUGGACCCAAGACUAUCAAUGGUGUUAAGUAUGCUGAAUGCGCUUCAGUUAGCACUGGAUCAACAUUCUGUAAAGUUGGACAAGAUCAUUCUCAACAAACCGUUGGACUUACCAAACGCGACGCUCAUCAAGAAUGCUUCAAGCAGCCCAGUUGCUGGUAUUGGUGCACGAAAGGCGUUGGCGCUACGUCAAAGCGUGACCUUGGUAAUUCCUGCUUCAACGCUUCAGGUGAAGUGUUCUGCCAAGCAGAUUAUCCAGUUAAGGGUCAACCUCCUCAAACAUCUACUUUAUCUUACACCUAUGGCGACAAACAUUACUCUACUUGUUUCACAGUUAAUCAUGACAUCUGGUGUGAAGUCAUUGAAGCUCCAGAGAAUCCUGCAAAAUAUGAAAAAUAAAGGUUUUGCUAGAGGCUCUCUGCUAUCAUAUAAUCAAUAUAUAUUGAAUAAAUAAGUAAACCCGCUC